AUGCCAGGACCCAACCCGAAUGCUACCGCCGACUCCAACCCUCUUUCGAGAGCGUGGUUGACAUUAGUCACACGUGCUUCAUAUCUUCCCGGACUCGCAGUGCUGGUUGAUUCCUUGUAUAAACAUGGCUCGAAACAUCCUCUCAUUGUUCAAUAUACAACCGACCUCCCCGAAGACUGUAUCAAAUGUCUCCAACUCCUUCACGGCCUCUACCCGCUAUGCCUCCCGCAGCGUGUCGAAUCUAUCCCCCUACCCGAUGGUCUCGAGCCCGUAGCCGCUCGCUUUGCAGACACUCUGACGAAAUUGCGCGCCUUCCAGCCUCUGACACAGAACGAACUUGAUGUCCUGGGAUUGCCGUCCACGCCGAAAGAAAUCUGUUUUCUGGACGCGGACAUUCUUAUCAUGCGGAACCUGGAUGACAUCUUCGACGUCCCACGACCCGGCUCGGAUUGGGUCGCAUCUCAUCACGCCUGCGUCUGCAAUGUGGACGGCGAUCCUCUUGCACCACCAGAGUACUCGAUCGAAAACUGUCCCUUCACCCGUGUGGAGCACCCAGAGGCUCUCGAGCAGCCUGUACUUGUCCCAGAAACGGAAGCUCAGAAGAAGACCUACGCCCUUCUCAACUCUGGCGUCUUUGUCUGCACACCUUCUCAGGAACUAUGGCAAAAGAUCCAGGACUUUUUCACAAACAACGAAGCAUUGGUCAAGACUUUUAAAUUCCCCGAUCAGAACUUUAUGGAAGUGUUUUUCCAGGACAAAUGGGUGCCACUGGGUUGGCAGUACAAUGCCAUCAAAACCCAUCGAUACUGGCACUCGGCCGCCUGGCGAGAUGACGAAGUCCGAGCACUUCAUUAUAUCAUUGACAAACCAUGGGAAGUCAGGACCGGGAAAGGUGAUGCUGCUGGAUAUCUCGGACGUGACGGUGUAACGCACAGCUGGUGGUGGGCUGCCUACGACCAGUUUGUAGAAGAAAUGGCGCGACGAGGAGAUGUCGGCCGCGCCGUUGUCGCUUGUGUCUCAAGGACUUUGAAUCCCGCAGACUCGGCGCAGAGAAGAGUUGGAGGGAGGGAGCUACUCGCUCGACUAGGGCGAAAGAGUGCUUUGCCUGUUCUUGUGUAG
This is a messenger RNA of Sphaerulina musiva SO2202, 1119 nucleotides long. Its product is annotated as glycosyltransferase family 8 protein. Gene Ontology annotation, molecular function: glycosyltransferase activity. The record is from RefSeq and is a predicted model, not a curated record. The transcript has 2 exons. Lineage: Eukaryota; Fungi; Ascomycota; Dothideomycetes; Mycosphaerellales; Mycosphaerellaceae. The coding region runs from base 1 to 1119 and encodes 372 amino acids.